This is a messenger RNA of Thermochaetoides thermophila DSM 1495, 1149 nucleotides long. RefSeq names its product mitochondrial carrier protein rim2-like protein. Gene Ontology annotation, cellular component: mitochondrion. Gene Ontology annotation, molecular function: pyrimidine nucleotide transmembrane transporter activity. The record is from RefSeq and is a predicted model, not a curated record. NCBI's taxonomy places the organism in Eukaryota, Fungi, Ascomycota, Sordariomycetes, Sordariales, Chaetomiaceae. The transcript is spliced from 3 exons. Gene Ontology annotation, biological process: pyrimidine nucleotide import into mitochondrion. Bases 1 to 1149 code for a protein of 382 amino acids.
AUGGCCUCUAUAUCCGCCGCCAGGUCGCUGCCUGCUGGCCACCAGCCUACUACUACGCAUGACCAUGCGCCGCUUACACAAUCAAGGGAAACUGGAGAUGUUAAUCCAGAGUCUAUUCAAGGAGAACCGAUAGUGAACCGCGACAAGGCGGCACCAAUAUCGAAGACAUGGGCGCACAUGGUGGCAGGAGGAAUCGGCGGCAUGACAGCUGCGACCUUGACUGCACCAUUGGACGUACUUAAAACGAGACUGCAGUCUGAUUUCUACCAAGCGCAGCUCAAAGCUUCGCGAGCGGCACACACGGGGCACAUGAACCCUCUCCGGACUGUCGCAUUCCACUUCAGGGAAACCGUGUCCAUCCUUGGUACUGUAUACCAACAGGAAGGACCUCGAGCCCUCUUUAAGGGCCUUGGCCCGAACCUCGUUGGUGUCAUUCCUGCCCGGUCGAUCAACUUCUUUACCUACGGCAAUGGCAAGCGCUUGAUCAGUGAGCACCUCGCUAAAGGGGACUCGGAUUCUGCUUGGGUGCACCUCAGUGCAGGUGCAAUCGCGGGUAUCGUCACCAGCACGGCAACAAAUCCCAUAUGGAUGGUUAAGACCCGCCUUCAACUCGAUAAGAACAUGGCUAUCGAGAGCGGCGGUGUUACAAAGCGCCGGUACAAAAACAGCAUUGAUUGCAUUAGGCAGGUCGUGCGUGACGAAGGCAUUCGCGGACUCUACAAGGGAAUGAGCGCAAGUUAUCUUGGUGUGGUUGAGUCAACCAUGCACUGGAUGCUGUAUGAGCAGAUCAAACAGGCAUUGGCUAGGAGAGAGGAGCGCAUUGUGCGUAGCGGCAGGCCAAAGACCUGGUGGGAUCAUACGGUUGAUUGGACAGGGAAGUUUGGCGCUGCAGGCUUUGCGAAGUUUGUGGCGGCUGUCUUGACAUAUCCACACGAGGUUGCCCGGACUCGACUCCGCCAGGCUCCUCUGGCUGAUGGCAGGCCCAAAUACACCGGCCUUGUCCAAUGCUUUAAGCUGGUGUGGAAAGAAGAAGGCAUGCUUGGCCUAUAUGGAGGAAUGACACCUCAUCUUCUCCGGACAGUUCCUAGUGCUGCCAUCAUGUUCGGCAUGUACGAAGGAAUCCUACGGCUGCUCGGCACUAAGGCGUAA